This is a messenger RNA of Thamnophis elegans (Western terrestrial garter snake), 6756 nucleotides long. It is a transcript of the gene TRIM2, whose product is annotated as tripartite motif containing 2. Gene Ontology annotation, molecular function: ubiquitin protein ligase activity; zinc ion binding; protein binding. Gene Ontology annotation, biological process: protein polyubiquitination; negative regulation of translation; proteasome-mediated ubiquitin-dependent protein catabolic process. The record is from RefSeq and is a predicted model, not a curated record. Bases 183 to 2417 code for a protein of 744 amino acids. Lineage: Eukaryota; Metazoa; Chordata; Lepidosauria; Squamata; Natricidae. The transcript is spliced from 12 exons.
UUGCAAGGCUACUCUUUAACUCAGCCUCAUGAUCGCUAUAAUGGGACCAAUUGUCUGAAAUGCUGCUGGGAGCAAACUCUUUCCCCCCAAAGAGACUGUAUUUCAAUCCCUGGAAAAGACAUAAUGGAAUGCCUCAGUGUGCAGGGUGAAAAAGAGCAAGAUCCAUAUGUCAGUGGUCUAGGAUGGCCAGUGAAGGCUCCAAUAUCCCAAGUCCUGUCGUGCGUCAGAUUGACAAACAGUUUCUGAUCUGCAGCAUAUGCUUGGACCGUUACAAGAAUCCCAAAGUGCUCCCAUGCCUGCAUACUUUUUGUGAGAGGUGUUUACAGAAUUACAUUCCAGCGCAUAGCUUAACCCUUUCUUGCCCAGUGUGCCGCCAGACAUCUAUUCUUCCAGAGAAAGGGGUUUCUGCACUGCAAAACAAUUUCUUCAUCACCAAUCUAAUGGAUGUCCUGCAGCGAACUCCAGACAGCAGUAUUGAGGAGGCUGCCAUCUUGGAGACUGUCACAGCUGUAGCUUCAGGAAAACCACUUUCCUGCCCUAAUCAUGAGGGAAAUUUGAUGGAGUUUUACUGUCAAUCCUGUGAGACAGCCAUGUGCCAAGAAUGUACAGUAGGAGAACAUGCAGAACAUCCAACAGUCCCUCUUAAGGAUGUAGUAGAACAACACAAGGCUUCUCUUCAAACACAAUUAGAUGCUGUGAACAAAAGGCUUCCAGAAAUAGAUACUGCAUUGCACUUCAUAUCUGAAAUUAUCCAUCAACUGACCAACCAAAAGACCAGCAUUGUAGAUGAAAUUCAUUCCACUUUUGAUGAACUCCAGAAGACGUUAAAUGUUCGCAAGAGUGUGUUGCUUAUGGAACUGGAAGUGAAUUAUGGCCUUAAACAUAAAGUCUUGCAGAAUCAGCUUGAUACUUUAUUGGAGGGACAAGAAAAUAUUAAGAGCUGUAGCAAUUUUACCGCCCAAGCUCUUAGCCACGGAACUGAAACAGAAGUGUUACUUGUUAAAAAGCAGAUGAGUGACAAGCUAAAUGACCUGGCAGACCAGGAAUUCGCUCUUCAGCCCCGUGAAAAUGAUCAACUGGAUUUCAUAGUAGAAACAGAAGGAUUGAAAAAAUCCAUUCAUAAUCUUGGUACUAUUUUAACCACAAAUGCAGUGGCUUCUGAAACAGUGGCCACAGGUGAAGGACUUAAGCAGACUGUGAUAGGGCAACCGAUGUCAGUCACCAUCACAACCAAGGACAAAGAUGGUGAGCUCUGUAAAACUGGAAAUGCUUAUCUCACAGCUGAGCUGAGCACACCUGAUGGAAGUGUGGCCGAUGGAGAGAUACUUGAUAAUAAAAAUGGCACUUACGAAUUUUUGUACACUGUCCAGAAAGAAGGGGACUUUAUUCUGUCUUUGAGACUGUACGAACAGCAUAUUAAAGGCAGCCCAUUCAAACUCAAAGUAAUUAGGUCAGCAGAUGUAUCUCCUACCACUGAAGGAGUUAAGAGACGUGUUAAGUCUCCUGGCAGCGGCCAUGUGAAACAGAAGGCUGUAAAGAGACCAGCCAGUAUGUACAGCACUGGCAAGAGGAAAGAGAACCCCAUUGAAGAUGAUCUAAUCUUCCGAGUAGGUACCAAAGGGAGAAACAAAGGAGAAUUUACAAAUCUUCAGGGAGUAGCUGCAUCUACAAAUGGAAAAAUAUUAAUUGCAGAUAGCAAUAAUCAAUGUGUACAGAUAUUUUCGACUGAUGGCCAGUUCAAGAAUCGUUUUGGUGUACGGGGAAGAUCUCCUGGUCAGUUACAACGACCUACUGGGGUAGCUGUGCACCCUUGUGGCGAUAUCAUUAUUGCAGAUUACGAUAACAAAUGGGUUAGCAUAUUCUCCUCUGAUGGAAAAUUUAAGGCAAAAAUUGGAUCAGGAAAACUUAUGGGGCCAAAAGGGGUUUCUGUGGAUCGCAAUGGACAUAUUAUUGUAGUGGACAACAAAGCAUGCUGUGUAUUUAUCUUCCAGCCAAAUGGGAAAAUAGUAACCCGAUUUGGAAGCCGAGGCAAUGGAGAUAAGCAGUUUGCAGGUCCUCAUUUUGCAGCUGUCAACCACAAUAAUGAAAUUAUUAUUACUGAUUUCCACAAUCAUUCUGUCAAGGUAUUUAACCAGGAAGGUGAAUUCUUGCUGAAGUUUGGGUCUAAUGGAGAAGGAAAUGGACAGUUCAAUGCUCCCACUGGAGUAGCUGUAGAUUCUAAUGGGAAUAUUAUUGUAGCAGAUUGGGGAAAUAGUCGAAUACAGGUUUUUGAUGGAAGUGGAUCUUUUUUAUCUUACAUAAAUACAUCUGCUGAUCCACUUUAUGGUCCUCAAGGUUUGGCUCUUACUUCGGAUGGUCAUGUUGUUGUUGCAGAUUCUGGAAAUCAUUGCUUCAAAGUCUACAGAUAUUUACAAUAAUAGUUGGAGUUGGAUCAUGUUUAAGAAGUUACUAGCUGCUGCGAGAGGCCAGUGUAGAUAAUAUUCCGCUUCUUAAAUAUUUCUUGUGUUUCUUAUUUAAAAAUUAAAACUGCAGAAUCUCCAGUAUGUUCAUUCUUUUAUUUUAUUCCAGACCUACCUUGUUUACAUAGAACUUGCAUAGAAUUUAUAUGCUCUGCACUGAUCUUAUCAUAAGGAUUAAUAAAUGAGACCCUACUUCCUAGUACACUGCCCCAACUAAGUAAAACCUUCACAAAGCCACUGGAAUACUAGAGAUAUAAACUGUGACUUGUAGAGCAGACAUUUAUAGAUAUAUAAGUAAUUGGAUAUACACAUGAAGGAGGGAAUUGACUCAAGAUGGUACUUGAUUCAAAAGAAUUUAUUUAAGUGUGAAUGGGAGAAGUUGUUUAAAUUCUCACAUUUGAAAAUUCUUACUAGUAAUAACAUUCAAUCCAGCAGGAUGUCUGGGAAUUUUCUAGAUCACAUUACUAUUGUAGGUAUUUCACUUACAUUAACAUUAUUCAGAUUUACUUAGUAACUUUAAGUAGUUUGUUUUAGUUUUAAAAGGAUGUGAGUAAUCCUUUCUGUUAAUUGGCAGACCUAACAACUUAAUUUUUAACAUUAUAAGAACAAACACAUAUUUUCUGUGGUGCGUGGAUUGAUGUACAUAUCUAGCAACUUUUCUAUUCUUCAAUAUGUGGAUUUUCUUGAAACCUGAAACUUUACUCUGGAAAUGUAGGAUAAUAUAACUGCUGAUAGUGCAUAGAAUCAAGUUCCAAUUAAGUUCUAAUUCAUUAAUUAACCCUAAAUUGGUAACUGUUAUAUCAGUUUAACUAAUUUUAAAACUGACAUUUAUACAUUCGUAUAUCUUCCUACAAUGCUUAUGAAAGCAGUCAAUUUUAUUCAGUUGCUUGUUUUUGCACAGGAAAACAAGUCUUACGUGUAUUCUAGUAGAAAUCUUGUAUUACCAAAGGAAGUUUGGGUAGGUGACAAAUUUUGAGGUGGAAGCCAAGGGUUACCAAAGCAGGGUAUUUUUUUUAAUUUCAAAAAUUUUAUUGUCUGUGGUAACUGUACAUAAGUGGAGGAUAUUGAAGAUACUUAAUUAGUGUGAGGCUACGUUAAGAUUCCAAAAAAGCUCAUAAUUUUCUUCAUUACAAAUGUGGAUAAUGUGAACAUUAAAAAAACAAUUUUGACUAUAGGCAAUUUUGAUGUACAUGUUUUUUUGGUGCCCUUUCUUGAGGUCUGAAAUUUUACUUUUAGCGAAAGUUUCUUCUCUUAUGCCUCCUUCUUGGUACAGGUCUUGUGAUUUCCAGUUAAUUGGGUUCAUAUCAGAGUGCAAAAUAUGUUUCAUUUUGAUUUCCAACAAAGGGAUAAUUUUGAAUAAUAUUGAAUAAUGUUUAGACCAAGUAAGAAUAAAACUGCAAUCAAUGGCAAAUGUUGUUUGGCACUAGCUUUAUGUAAGCAUGUACUUAAGAGUGUUGUCAACAUUUGGAAUAAUAUUGAAUUUCCUAUUUCAAUCAUGGCGCUCUCUAAAUAUAUUCCAUCUACACUACUGAAUAGGUGGAGCCCGAUAUCUUAUUUAAAAUACUGACAUGACAGCUCUAAUUGGAAGAAAAUAAAGAAAUUAUAUAGUUAGUACUGCUUCUAGUUAAUUGCCUAUAUUUUGGAACAUGACACUAUUAAAUUUGAAAGAAAGAAAAUGAUCUAUCUAAACUAAUGAUAAAUAUUGUUUUAAUACUUAGCCAAUAAUUUCAAAUAAUGUUAUAAAAUAAUUGUCUUAAAAAGAAUAUGCCAAGAAUCUAAUUUAAGAGUUCUUGGGUAGACAAAUGUCUGCAAAGGCAAUUCACACUAGAUAUUAUCUGUUCUAAACACUGAACCAAUUUGAAAGCUGUUUGAAUUUUAAGGGGGACCUGGAUUUCCUAUUUAUGAUUUUAUGAAUAUUUAUUAAUCAAAUGAACAAUAACAAAAUUGUAAUUGUUAACUGAGUUUCUGAUAUAAAAAGGCAUUUACAAAUUAAUCCAAAUGUUAUUGUUAGAAACAUGAUUCAAGGCACAUUGUCAUACCAAUCUGGCUUAAAAGUUUGAGAUGUGAAUACUUUUGUAAAGAUAAUCAUAUGAUAAAUACAAAUAUUUGCUUGUGUUUUUAAAAAGAAUACCAAGCCAAAUCCUAUAGUGACCUAAAUGGAAAUGUUUCUAGUAAAAAUCUGGGGUAUUUAUAUUCAUUUUAAUGAAACUUACUGUAGUUUUCUGUUCAUUAUAUAAAGGAUAGAAUAGAUGCUAAAUUGUCCUAAAUUAAUACAUAUAUAGUAUUUGAUGCAUGCAGGCAUGUCCAUGCAUUCCUUAAAACACUUUCCUAAAAUAGUUCCUCAGUUCUAAUCAAAAAUAACUUAGUAAUGCUUAGCGAUAUUUGAUUAAAAUUUGAAUUAUCGCUUCUUUCCUUUGCAACUACGCUAUCACUUGUUAAGGCAAUGUGGCCUUCCCUUUGAUAAUUUUUUUGUUAUGCAUGUUACUGUAAAUUGACUGAUGCUGCUAGAGAUCUGUUGAAUACUUCUCUUGAUCUUAGCUAAAAGGCCAAGGAGUGAGGAGGCCUGUUGAAUUGUAGAUCCUUGCUAGAAGUUGAAAGUAUAGAACAAUGAUGGUGAACCUUUUCAGCACUGAGUGCCCAAGCCAGAACAUGCAUGUAUGCACGAGCACUGGACACCCAAAGACUAGCUGGCUAGUGCACGCAUGCCUGUUUUUUGGCCGUUUUCCAGCAAGCGCAGAGAUCAUCUGGCUUGCCGGCAUAUGUGCAUCAGAAACCAGAAGAGCAGCUGGCGAUGGCAUGCGUGCCCACAGAGAGGGCUCUGCAUGCCACCUCUGGCACGCGUGCCACAGGUUCACCAUCAAGGGUAUAGAAAUAAGGCUAGAUGAGUCUACUCUAACAUUGAGUGUUUGAAAAAUGCCUAGUCAAGAUUGGAUUGUUUCUUGCUCAUCAAUUUUCCAAAGCUCACUACUAAAGCAUUUGUGUCCUGACGUAAGAGAUUACUGUAAAACUUGCAGUAUUGCAGAAUUGCAAAUACAAGAAACCAAUUUGGAUCCAGAUAAACAUUUACCAGAAUAUAGGCAUUUAGUCUUCUAAAUUAAUAUUCAAGAGUAGUAUGUGUAGAUUCAGCCCAAAUAUAUGACUCUGCCAAACCAACAGUUACUUUUUAAGGUAUAUCUGUACUGCAAAUGUGAACUGAAUUAACGGAAUCUGGGAGGCUGAAUUGUUUUAGUUUAUAUUUGCGGAACAGACAUCCCUCUUGUAUCAAGUGGUGCUGCAGUAAUGAGCAAUGCAUAUGUGUUUAUUCAAUGUAAACACUUGCUUGAUAUGUUUUUUUAAUGUUAAUUCAUUUUUGGAUAAACUUGCAAAGUGUAUAUUGAAAGGUUUUUAACUGUAAAAAGCUGUUAAAAUUAGUUAAGUUUUUACACUGAUUUAAAGUUUCAGCAAUGUAAUGAGAAAAUGUUCUCCAUUAUUGUUGACCUUUGUAAACAUUACAGGGCUUUCAACUUUACAGCUACUUUUUCUUUUAAUAUAACUGAAGAUUUAGCAUUGCCAUAUGAAAAGAAGUGCCCAUUAAGUUUUGCUUGUUGUGUGAAGAAAUGAUACCGGUAGCAAAGAACAAAAUGAUGCUAUCCAUUGAAAAUGCUGUUAAACUGUGAGCAGUGAAAAACAUGUGUUCUGAAGAAUGUAUGAAAGAUACUCUUUUUCCUAUAGUGUAGAAUGAUUCCUAGUUGUUGAUAGCUUCUAAUGAAUGUACAACAUUGAACUGGAUGUGUGCACAGCCUUAACCUCAAAAGUUUGAUUCCCCACCCCCCUUUAUGACAUGGGAAUGUUCCAUAAUAAGUAGCACAUAUUCUUAUAUCCCAAUGCUUGCAAUUGAAUUGUUCCACACAUUGUAUUCUUCAGGUUCUUAGAAUAAAUUAAUUUUAUUGAUGCUCUGAACAUUCCAGCUUUGUAUGACAGUUUCAUCCCUAUUUCAUUUUUAGGUACAUAAAGUUAUUAAGUUUCAUGUUCCCUGGAAAUAAUACUGAAAUUGUAGGACUUACUUUAUUUGUUAUACUCCCUUAUCAGUUUUAAUGGAUGUAUAAUUUCUAUCUAGUUAAGGCUGAGGAUGAAAGCUGUUCAUUGAAGAAUGUCUGUAGGUAGAUUUAGCUUCAUGUGUGCCAUGGUAUUUUUAUGGUUUAUUCUAUGAAGAGAGCUUAAAAAACCCUUUCACCUUAUUUUGGAACACUAAAAAAAAGUCAAAUGUGUAUCUUUUAUCAUGCACAACCCUCCCCCAAAUAAAACUGAAUGAAAAUUG